AUGGACGCUCAGGAGAGCCACCCUCCAAAUGAUGAGGAGAUGCAUAUAGGUGGGGGUCUCCGGGAGUUGUGCGCAGGGACGGUGGCGCUCUGCUCCUUCUAUUAUGUCCGCCUGAUGAAGGAAAGAAGAAGACGUGAAUAUGAACGUCAAAGGAGAAUUUCCCGUUUCCAGCGUUCCAAGGCGAGGGAGAGCCUGCGCUUUGCUGUCCUGGCGACGACCCGACUGUUGAGCGGCAGUGGAGUGUCCGCCACAUCGACUGCACCAAUUACCGAGUGGCAGGGCGGUCACUUUCAGCCCUCGGCGCUCUGGAGCACCAUGAUGGAGAAAGCCUUGACCAGCUCUGACUGGAUCGAGAGCUUUCGAGUGACAAAGUCCACUUUCGUUUAUUUGUGCGAUCAGCUUCGGCCAGUCAUUGAGAAAAUGGACUCCAACGUACGCCACACCCUCCCGGCAGAAGUACGCUUGGCCAUGACUUUAUGGCGUCUUGGUUCUUCAUGUGAAUAUCGAGCCAUUGAGAAAAUCUUUGGAGUCUCACAUUCAACUAUUUGUAAGGUUGUCCGGGACGUUUGCCAGGCGGUGGUCUCCUUUCUGACCCCCAAGUUCAUUUCCAUUCCUCAAGGAGACGUUCUGCGUGACACAAUGAAGGGCUUUGAGCGACAUUUUGGCACACCCCAGCUGGCCGGGGUCAUAGGCACUUUCCAUGUCGUUGUACACCCCCCUCAGGAACGUGCCGGUCAGUAUUUCAAUACCAAAGGUUGGCAUUCUGUGGUUCUCCAGGCUGUGGUAGACUCCGACCAUUGCUUCUGGGAUCUAAAUAUUGGAAGUCCUGGAAACCUCUCCGACACUCAGGUCUUAUUGACUUCUGAGCUUUAUGAGUCGGGUAUGGAAGGAACUCUGUUCCCUAACACAACGUACUGCGUGGAUGGAGUCGACAUACCCAUCCACUUGUUAGGGUCCCGCUCAUAUCCCCUGCUGCCCUGGCUGAUGACGCCCUUCUCUAAAGAGUCGAAUCCAGAGCGUUCAGAACUGAAUGUGCAGUUUUCGGCCAUCCUUAGUGUGGCACAAGUCGCUUUUGGACGCCUCAAGGGUCGUUGGUGUUGUCUGUUGAAACACAGUGACUCGGAUCCCUCAUUUCUUCCCACUUUAAUUGCCGCUUGCUGCACACUCCAUAAUAUCUGUGAGUCCCGUGGAGAUCCGUUCCAAGAGCAUUGGUCUGAAGAAGCCUUCGAGGAAGAGUUAGAACAGCCAAGUGAGUGUGACGAGGAUGACUUGGAGCCAGAAGGAACAUCUGAGGGGAUCCGAGAUGCUCUGGCCAAACAUGUACGGGCACAGAAUGCUGGAUUGUGA
Bufo bufo (common toad) is the source of this 1347-nucleotide messenger RNA. Its product is annotated as protein ANTAGONIST OF LIKE HETEROCHROMATIN PROTEIN 1-like. The transcript has a single exon. The record is from RefSeq and is a predicted model, not a curated record. Lineage: Eukaryota; Metazoa; Chordata; Amphibia; Anura; Bufonidae. The coding region runs from base 1 to 1347 and encodes 448 amino acids.